GGAGAAACCCACUGAAAUCCACUGAAACUCUUCUGAACGGCUUUGGAAAAAUCAGUUCCUCCUUCCCGUGCCAUCCAUGGAAACUGUCCCGGAGGUCUCCGCGGUCGGAGCCGGCCCCGUCUCCGCAGUGUCCAUGUGAAGAUCCCACGGAAGGGCCGAUGCUUCCCGAGACUUUAGGAAUUCCCUCUCCUUCGCUAAUUCCAUGAACUGAAGAGUCCGGUUUUUCCCAUGAACCAUCUCUCCCCUCUGGAAAACACAGGCGCACAGUAGGUGGGGCACCAUGAGCGGCCUGGGCGACAGCUCCACGGAUCCCGCCAAUCCCGACUCCCGCAAGAGGAAGGGAUCCCCCUGCGACACGGCCCAGAGCGCGGAGAAGCGGCGCCGGGAGCAGGAGCACAAGUACCUGGAGGAGCUGGCGGAGCUGCUGUCGGCGAACAUCGGGGACAUCGACACCCUGAGCGUCAAACCCGACAAAUGCAAGAUCCUCCGGAAAACCGUGGAUCAGAUCCAGCAGAUGAAGAGGUUGGAGCAAGAGAAAGCGACGGACGACGACGUCCAGAAAUCCGACAUCUCCUCCAGCAGCCAGGGGGUCAUCGAGAAGGAAUCCCUGGGACCUCUGCUCCUCGAGGCCCUGGACGGGUUCUUCUUCGUGGUGAACCGGGAAGGGCGGAUCGUGUUCGUGUCGGAGAACGUGACGGGAUAUCUGGGCUACAACCAGGAGGAGCUGAUGAACACCAGCGUCUACAGCAUCCUGCACGUGGGCGACCACGCCGAGUUCGUCAAGAACCUGCUCCCCAAAUCCUUGGUGAACGGGGUGCCGUGGCCUCAGGAAGCGAGCCGGCGGAACAGCCACACCUUCAACUGCCGGAUGCUGAUCCGGCCCCCGGAUGAGGCGGGCACGGAAAACCAGGAAGCGCGGCAGCGCUACGAGGUGAUGCAGUGCUUCACCGUGUCCCAGCCCAAAUCCUUCAAGGAGGAGGGAGAAGAUUUCCAGUCGUGUCUGAUCUGCAUCGCCCGGCGACUGCCCCGACCCGCCGUCACCCCCCCGGAAUCCUUCAUCACCAAGCAGGACACCACAGGGAAAAUCAUCUCCAUCGACACCAGCUCCCUGCGCGCCGCCGGCCGGACGGGAUGGGAGGAUUUGGUCCGGAAGUGCAUCUACGCCUUCUUCCAGCCCCAGGGCCGGGAGCCGUCCUACGCCAAGCAGCUCUUCCAAGAAGUGAUGACCCGCGGCGCCGCCUUCAGCCCCUCGUACCGGUUCACGCUGAGCGACGGGACGGUGCUGAGCGCCCACACCAAGUGCAAGCUCUGCUACCCCACCAACCCCGAGGUGCAGCCCUUCAUCAUGGGCGUCCACGUCAUCGACAGGGAUCACGGGAUGCUCUCCCCGCCGGAAAACCCCGGCUCCGGCAUGUCCCUGCCGCGCUCCGGCCCCGCCCUGACCCCCAACGUCUCUCCGGGGCCGGGAAUGGCGCUGCCUCCUCCUCCUCCCUCCGUCCCCAAUUCCAACGGCACCAUGGUGGCCGGCAACGCCGGCCAACCCUCCGGCUACGGAUGUUCUCCCGGGAGCCAGCUGGGAACCGCCGCCGGCGUCGCCGCCUUAAGCCAGAGCCAAGGUGGCAACCACGCCCUGCCCCUCGCCGGCUCGCCCAUGGGCAGCCCCGGCAUCCCCCCACCGCCGCCGCCGCCGCCGCCGCCGCCGCAAUUCCUGUCCCCGCGCCACCGCCUCAGCCCCGGCCUGGUGCCGCGCUCCCGAGGGCCCGGCAACCCCUUCUCCCCCGCCGUGCCCUCCAUGCACUCGCCCGUGGGCAUGGCCGGCGGCGGGAAUGCCGGCGGCGGGAACGCUCGCCCGUUCCCCGGCGGCGCCGCCGUGCCGGGGCUGCCAGAAGGGCCGGGAACGCUGGUGGGAUAUUCCACGCCGCCGCCUCCGCCGGCGGUGCUGAGGCAGCUGAGCGGCUCUCAGAGCUCUCCCGGCCGCCUCGCCGGCAAAGCCGACUCCAAGGACAGCAAGGAGAUCGCCUCCAUCCUCAGCGAGAUGAUCCAGGCGGACGGCGGCGCCGGCGGUGCCGCCGGCGGGGAGGGCAAAGCGCUGGAUUCGGGAAUGCUGCACGCUGAGGGUGACUCCAAGUGCUCGCAGGCCACCAGCCACAAGCUGGUGCAGCUCCUGGCCAGCACGGCGGAGCAGCAGCUCCGGCACGCCGCCGACGCCGACACCAGCUGCAAGGAAUCCUUGGUGACACUGGGAACCGGGAGCGCCGCCGGCACCGGCGGCACCAGCACCGGCAGCAGCACCGGCACCUGCCCGUCCUCCCACAGCUCCCUGACGGAGCGGCACAAGAUCCUGCACCGGCUGCUCCAGGAGGGAAGCCCGUCCGACCUCACCGCGCUGGCCAUGGAGCACGAGAAGAAGGAGAGCGCUCCCGGCGCCGCUCCGACGGCGGCGGCAGCUCCGGCGGCGGCUCCGGCGGCGGCGGCAGAGGCGGAGGCGCAGAAGAAGAAGGACGUGAAGGACCACCAGCUGCUGAGGUACCUCCUGGACAAGGACGAGAAGGAGCUGGGGGCGGCGCCGGCGCUCAGCCUGGACGACGUGAAGGUGAAGGUGGAGAAGGCGGAGCCGGCGAUGGAUCCGUGUCACACGGCGCCGGCCGCCAUUCCCAAGGCUCCGGCGGCGGCCGACGAGGUCAAGAUGGAGACGCAGGGGCAGUUUGCUGCCGAGCUGGAGCAGCUGGAUCAGCUCCUGCCCUCGCUGGAAAAGGCGGCUCAGCUGCCGGGAAUGUGCGGCCCGGAGAGGAGCGAGGGCGGCGUGUCCGGAGUGUCCGGAGUGUCCGGAGUGCCGGUGAAGCCGGAGCUGUUGGCGGCGCCGCUCCAGCCCAGCACCGCGGCCAGAGCUCCCACGGGACUCACCCCCCUCAGUGGCGGGCAGGGCGUUCCGGCCGGCCGGGCUCCCUUCGAGUUCUGCGAUCCCAUGGAUCCCGCCCAGCUCCGGCCGGGGCCGUGUCCCGGGAAUACCGGGAGCCCCCACGGCCGCGGGCCGGCCCAGCCGGGAAGAGGCAGCGGGACGGCUCCCAAUCCCUUCCCUCCGGACACAGGAAUGCCGGAGCUGGAGCUGGGCGUCCCGGAUCCGCAGUUUGGUCCGUCGGGAAUGGGGGAGCCGAUUCCGUGGCCGGAGCCCCGCGGAGCGCUGAGCAAACCUGAGGAGCAGUGCAUCAGCUCCCAGCUGGAUGAGCUCCUGUGCCCUCCCACGACUCCGGAGGGCCGGAAUGACGAGAAGGCGCUGCUGGAGCAACUCGUGUCCUUCCUGAGCGGGAAGGACGAGACGGAGCUGGCGGAGCUGGAUCGAGCCCUGGGAAUAGACAAACUGGUCCAGGGCGGCGGCCUGGAAGCGCUGUCGGAACGUUUCCAGCCCCCGGCGGGCACCGCUCCGCUCCUGCUGGAGCAGAAACCCGGAAUGUACCCCCAGCCUUACUCCUCCUCCUCCUCCUCCGCCGCCGCCUCUCCCGCCGGAGCCUUUCCCGGGAUGGCGCGGCCCAAGCCGUCCUUCGGAGCCGUGCCGGUGCCGCCGCCGCCGCCGCCGCCGCGCGGAGCCUUCCCGAAUUCCCUGGCGGUGCCGCCCCGGCAGAGCCUGAGCCGCCCGCCCCCGGCGCCCAACCAGCUCCGGCUGCAGCUCCAGCAGCGCCUCCAGGGCCAGCAGCAGCUGCUCCAUCAGAACCGCCAGGCCAUCCUCAACCAGUUCGCCGCCGGCGCUCCCGUCGGGAUCAACAUGAGGGCGGGAAUGCAGCAGCAGAUCACGCCCCAGCCUCCUCUGAACGCUCAGAUGUUGGCGCAGCGGCAGCGGGAGCUCUACAGCCAACAGCACCGGCAGCGGCAGCUGAUGCAGCAGCGCGCCCUCCUCCUGCGCCAGCAGAGCUUCGGCAACGCCUCCGGAAUUCCGGUGCCCCUCGGAGCCGCCCGGCUGCCCCAGGCCCCCCCCCAGCAGUUCCCGUACCCGGUGCCCAGCUACGGCGCCGGCGCCGGCAACCCGCCCUCCGCCGGCGCCGCCGGACCGUUCUCCGGCGCCGAGGCGGCGGCGGCGCUGGCCGGGCGCCGCGGGAGCGCCGUGGGAGCGCAGUUCGGAGCCGGGAUGGUGGCGCCCGGGAUGCAGCAGAAUGUCUUUCAGUAUUCCGGAGCAGGGCUGGCCCAGCAGAGCGAGUCCUUCGCGCCGGCGCUGAGCCCCGGCAGCCCCCUGGUGUCCCCCCAAAUCCCGCCGGCCCAGAGCCCGAUGCUGCCGCCGGCGCCGCCGGCACCCGGAUACCAGUCCCCCGACGUGAAGGGCUGGCAGCAAGGAGCCAUGGGGAAUAACAGCGUGUUCAGCCCGGCGGGAGCGGCUCCGGCGGCGCCGGCACAGCCGGGAAUGUACAACAACAUGAGCAUCACCGUGUCCAUGGCCGGCGGCGGCUCCGGCGUCCCCACCAUCAAUCCCAUGGGAGGGCAGGUGCCCGGGAUGAACCCCCUGCAGAUGCCCGGGAUGAAUUCCAUGUGCUCGGAGCAGGUCCCGGAUCCGGCGCUGAGACCAGCGGGGCUCUACUGCAAUCAACUCAACUCCAGUGAACUGCUCAAGGCAGAGGCAGACGGGGCCCAGGUGCAGCAGGUGCAGGUGUUCGCCGACGUGCAGUGUACAGUGAACCUGGUGGGAGAUCCCUACCUCAACCCGACGGCCGUUCCCAAAGCCGCCGGCGCCGCCGGAGCCGCCGGAGCCGCGCCGCCGGCACCGCCGGGCCAAGGGAAGAGCCUCCUGCAGCAGCUACUGACGGAAUGAGCCGGGAAUGUGAAAAAGGCCGGGGAAGGGACACGCGGACAUGGACACGAGGAGAGACAGAGAGAGAGAGAGAGAGAGACACAGAGAGACAAAGAGAGAGAGAGAAAAUAUAUAUAUUAUCUA
Messenger RNA from Chiroxiphia lanceolata (lance-tailed manakin), 4918 nucleotides. RefSeq names its product nuclear receptor coactivator 1 (gene NCOA1). Gene Ontology annotation, molecular function: protein dimerization activity; nuclear receptor binding. The record is from RefSeq and is a predicted model, not a curated record. The transcript has 22 exons. NCBI's taxonomy places the organism in Eukaryota, Metazoa, Chordata, Aves, Passeriformes, Pipridae. The coding region runs from base 281 to 4795 and encodes 1504 amino acids. Gene Ontology annotation, biological process: cellular response to hormone stimulus; positive regulation of transcription by RNA polymerase II. Gene Ontology annotation, cellular component: nucleus.